Molecule: messenger RNA, 4340 nt
Organism: Stylophora pistillata
Lineage: Eukaryota; Metazoa; Cnidaria; Anthozoa; Scleractinia; Pocilloporidae
Cellular component (GO): nucleus
Molecular function (GO): zinc ion binding
Source: RefSeq, a predicted model, not a curated record
GUUGAUUGAUUUAAAUAAUUUAUGUGAACCUUGGUCAUAAAAUAUAAUUUAUGCAUUAUUCCGAAGUCAUAAUGGCGGAAAGUAUGCCUACACCAACAAAGAUUUCUUCUAGAAAUCCGGUUUGCAGACUCUGCGGUGAUUCUCGCGAGAGUCGUCAUAUGCUUCGAAUAUUUAGCAAAGCUGGUUCAUCAAAAGAUCUGUGUGCAAAAGUCCAUAAAACCUGUGGUAUAACUAUUUUUGAGGACGAUACGAGAUCAAAGAUCGCAUGUCGGAGUUGCGUUACAUUCGUAAACAAGAUGGAACAGUUUAUUCAGAGAGCUCAAUCCAUGGACAAUAUGUCGUCCGAUCAAAGUUCUGAAUAUGCUGUAAAGAGAUGUGUACAACUUUCACCUUCUUCGCUUCAGCCGUCGAAACGUGUAUCAAAGAAUUUGCCAUGCGAAAGCUCAUGCGUCACCUCAGCAGAUGAGCUGUCGAAGCGAAUCACACCAAAAAAAUCUGCAAAGCAGCUUUCCUUCUCAACUCCCCAAGUUGCGACUGUUUUAACGCCUAUAUCAUCAGGAGAUAGCUUCAAAAUAACUUCUAUUGAUCAGGCGAAGCGAACAACAUCAAUUUUUGCAAAACAGCCGUCUUUCUCAACUCCCCAAGAUGCUAGUGUUAUUGCCACGUCUACAGGACAUGAUUGUGCAGCCACUUCGGUGGAUCAGUCGUCGAGGCUAACAACACCAAGGUCUGAAGGGCAGCCAUUUUUUUUAACUCGGCAAUCUGUUCUAAGGCCUAAAUCAAUAGGAGAUAAUGAUUGCACCUCAUUAGAAGCUCAAUCGUUAUUGACUGAAAGACAGCAGAAAAUGAUUCUACAAGCUGUCAGUAACAGGGAUGCAACUGUGUUGACGGCUAUCUUGAAAGAUUACUGUCCAAGUGUUGUGGACGAGUUAAAAAAGACCAGCAGUGAGGAGUUGAAAACGUCGUGUGCAAAGCUGUGCAAACGUUCGCAAGGUUCCGUUUUAUAUGGAAAUGAAUUUGAGAGCAUGAACAGUUUCGAUUUCAAUAAAAUUUGGGUCGAAUUGAAGACGAACCACCCUUAUCUUGUCGAGAUUAUGAACGCAGUGUCUGGCAAAGAGAAGUCCGUCUCAGACACAAAGCGUGAGCUUCAAGUAAAGUACAGUUUUCUGUACUCGAUCCUCAUGAACGAGAGAUGGCACGAACUCAACCUGGUGAAACGUGUGAAUACAGUUCUCAUCAAUGAAGGUGGAUGUACCAAAAAGCUUCAAGAACGACUGAACAAACUUGGUGUGUGCCUAUCAUCUGGGAGAAGGGACACCCUGCUGAAGCUCUUAGGGGGUCAUUUUUCAGACAAAGUGGUUCAGCAAGUAAAGAGAGGUAGUGUGUUCCGAGGCACUGGUGACAACUGGGACCUGAAAAUUUUGAAAGGGCACAUGAGAAAGGAAAUUCAGAAUGAGGAUCUACACUUAUUUGCCAGUAACUUGAUUGAGAACCGAAUUAACUUCAAUCACUUGCCUAAUGACAACCCUAAAGGAAACAUCAAAGAUUUCCCUCGAUAUAAUUUUUCCUUGAAUGUUCCUGAAUGGAAACGUUAUGCAGAAUGUGCCACAAUUAUUUUUGGUAGAAUUGUUCUUGAGUUUUUUCCCAAAUUUAAGUUUUUGAAAUCUGUUAUACCAGAUCACAUUCCUCAUGAGUACAGCCAGCAAAUGUCACAGAAGUCUACCAUAGUAAGUUUGCCAAUCAUCAAUGCAAAUGAAGCAAAGUAUGAUGAUUGUGUUCACAUAUUAAGAACUUAUGAAAAGUGGAUUGCUGAAAUCUAUGUUCAAGCAGGGUUGCUAGAUGAACUGCCACACACUGACAAUCCACUGAUUCCCGACGGGCCUGCAGCAUCUGGACAGACAAAUGCGCACCAACCAGACACCCAUGAUGAUGCAAUGAGGGAGAUGAAGAUUACAUUUGCAGGUGAUCAGCUCACUCGGGUCAGAUUUGCAGGUGCCAAAGAUCUGCUAUCUGGUUCUCACACAGCAGCUGAUCGUUUUGAACAUUGCUCACCUUUUAAACCAGUAAUGUGGCAUACAAAAGCAUCCCUUCUGCAGUAUUCUUACUCGUUUCUUCACAAAGCUGAGUCUGUGAAUCAAGUUGGCACCUUAAAGUACUUCAGAGAGAAGUACAAUAGGAGGAAUGCUACCCCAUCCAAAGUUCUUGACUCCUAUGAAGGAAGUGAAGAGUUGUUCCUCAGCGUGGGGAAAGCUUACAUCAUAACAGCUGCCCUGAACUUUUUUGGGAUGUCAGACCUAGAGGACACUCCCUCAGCACAUAAAUUCCCAGAAAACAUUGCACAUAAGAGCUCAGAAAACAAGAAGAAGUACUUUGAUGAUGCUUUUGGAAAGUUCACUGACAAGUUCCUAUUACAGAAAGUAGAUGUCAAUGACUGUGACGAUGAAGAUGAUUAUAUAAGAAAUUAUGCCCUUUGUUGUAUUUUCCUGGCUACUCUUGUCAUGCAGAUGAAGGACACUGCAGGGGAGGGAGAUGGCAACAGAAAUCUCAUCAACCAAAAACUUUUGCUGUCAGUUUUCAAGUCUAUGGGGGCUUACAGCAAAUAUGCUAUUGAAAUGUUUGUGAGUAUAGCUCAGAUUGAGUGCCUGCUAACCCCACGCUUAUCUGAACAGUUCAAAUGGGGAUUUUUUGUUAACUGGAGGGGUGGUGCCGGAAAGAAUAUUGAAGAUGAUUUGGCCCAAGAAAUUUCAAAUAGAUGCAGUAAACACAUUGUCCAAAGGCAGGGACCAAACAAGAGUCUAAACUCAAUUAGCAAGGUCUGUAAAGCAACUACUGGCAUCCAUCAGAUUGUAGAGCAGUUUGACUCAUCUGUGGGCAUCCAUAAGACAUCUGUGCAACAUACAAUGUGCAACUCACUUAAUGAUGAGAAAGAAAUGGUGAAUGACCUAUUGCAUUUGAAUCCUUUUAAUCAUGUGCCUGGAAGAAGUCAUGACAGCUUCCCUGACAUUAAAAGGUCUCCCUUAAGGUAUUUGAACAUUGUUGACUAUCAUCAGUGGCUGGCCAAACACAUGGGAGAAUUAUCAACCUAGAUACUACUGAGGAUGAUUGUAGUUAUUCACUGACUAUUGAAUCGCCAAAUUCUGCACAAUACAAGUAGUAAUGACGUAACUGACCUCUCUUAGACCCUUAUCUUUCAGUUAAGACUAGUGAGCCACUGAAUUUCUGCUGAGAUCGAUAUUUAUGGGUUACUGACCAAGUGCAAGGUCGUGAUGGCUGGGUAUUAGCCACUUUCUUUUUUUGUCUUUUUUUUGCAUGUUUAUGGACUGAGAUGGAGUAAAGCUCCAUAAACAGAUUUCCAGUAUCCAGCCAUCUUGAAAGAACAGGCUAGGUCAAUUUUGGAUUUAUUACAUGGGUUUUAAGGAAGUUUCGUGCAGGACACAGCAGUUAAUCACAAGUGGGUUAGAAAGUGCCAUCUUGCCUGCUCACCAAGCUAGUUCUAUAAUUAUAUCGUUGAAUGAAAUAUAUAUACCGUAAGACACUGACUUUUAGUUAAAACAGCUGAAUCUCUGAAUUUAGCAAAAUACAAGUAGUAAUGCCUUACUUAACAUCUCUGGGAUCCUGAAUUUUUAUUAAAGACAAGUGAGCCAUUAAAUUUCAGCUGAGAUGUUAUGGCUUUUAUGAGGAUAGCCAAUAACCUGAAAAAAUAGCAAUAACACUACUAGUACUGUGUAGUGUUGUGCUAUUCAUGGAUCAUAAUCAAAAACUGAUAAGACUUAAAGUGAUGUGGCAGUUGAUCAUGCUUGAUAUAUAAUCAAUUAUUUUGGGAAACUGAAAAAUUUAUUGCAGUCAACUUAGAACAAAUAAAACUAGGGUGUUUCCUUUCUCUAGGACCAACAUAACAGCAGAUUUAAUCCAUUAAUAUGUCCUAUUAAUUGUGUGAAUUGUACCUUGUUUACUUGUAGCUUAUGAGUUCAAUAUGGUAAACAUUUAGCAAAAUCUGCAAGUAUCGUGGUAAAUAAGAAAUCUUAUCUUAGUAAAUAAGAAAUUUAUCUUGGUAAAUAAGAAAUUAUUUUCGCUUUUACAAUGUGACAAGGUCCUGUUUAUAAGGAAAAUAUGUGGGGUACUUAUCAGCAGACUCAUCCAAUUGUCAUUGAUGGCUGGUUGGUAAGGACAGUGUGUGUGCUUAUUUCCAAUGACCUACUACAAAAUCUCAGCAGAUUUCCAACAUUAGUACAUGUAAUAUGGGGUUCACAGAUCCUUGUGAAGUUUGUGUACUAACAAACUUUAAAAGGUAAACAAUCUGAUCAGUACCAUGGUAGCAACAGAGAUAAUUAAUAUCAAAA